Messenger RNA from Passer montanus (Eurasian tree sparrow), 1216 nucleotides. Its product is annotated as hydrocephalus-inducing protein homolog. Gene Ontology annotation, biological process: cilium movement; axonemal central apparatus assembly. Gene Ontology annotation, cellular component: axoneme. NCBI's taxonomy places the organism in Eukaryota, Metazoa, Chordata, Aves, Passeriformes, Passeridae. The record is from RefSeq and is a predicted model, not a curated record. The transcript is spliced from 5 exons. The coding region runs from base 206 to 1060 and encodes 284 amino acids.
AAAGGGAAACAAGUCCCAGCCUUCUGCGGAAAACAAAGAUCAGAAGACCAGUAAGCCUCAGGAGAAGCCUGAACACGAACGUGGAGGCCAAAGGAGUCUUCAGUUACGUCUGCUGGGGACUCAAAGCAAAGUUGCAGAAGGGGCAGUCAGAGACGAGAAUGUUGGGGUGCCAUGCCUGGACAUCCAGGUCACAGAUCCGAAGGCCAUGAUUAAGGAGAUCCUGAGGGGUGGGAAACUGCCAACGGAAGACCAGAUGCUGAAACAUCUGGGACUGUAUCCCGACGGCCCUCCCCUUCCCCCUGCUGCUGUCCUCUCCAUAGUCGAGUACCCAGAGAAGAGGUUGGGCUCUGCAAAGCGUGUGAAGCCCUUCACCAUUGUGGCACCUGAAGGUGCUGCUGUGGAAGACAAUCUGGCCAAGGUCCCACAUGCAAAGGGCAGUUCUGCCAAGGGCCAACCACAGACAGGUAAAGCAGCCAGCAGAGACAGCUCUGCAAAGGAGAAGCAGAUCUCCACACAGAGAACAGGAAGUUCCCGGGAUUCCUCUGCAACAAGAUCCAAAAGUACACGGGAAAGUGCCUCAACCCCUACAGAAUUCCUCAGGCUGAAACGGUACCGGUGGAUAGUGCCUGCCCACGGUGAGGUGGAUCUGAAGGUGCACUUCUCCGCCAAAAAGCCAGGGAAGUUUGAGCAGACACUGAGGUUUGAGCUCGUGCAGACGAAGCGCCAGUACGAGCUGCCCUGCAGUGGCACCGGCCUGUACCCCAGCAUCUGCCAGAACCCACGGCUGGUGUUUCCACAAUGGAGGGAGACCAUGGAGGCAGAUGAAGUCAUCUUCAAGGAAUAUGUUGAGAGCACAAAGCAAUUCCACUUUGGACCACUGCUGUGUGGGAAAUCAAGAGAGUGGUACGUGCUCCCUGCUGGGUCUUGUACUUUUCGGGACACGCCUGGAGAGACAGGCUGUCCUGGUGGCACAAUCCAGGGCAGUCCCCAGCAAAGUCCUGGGAGACACAUGGGUUUGAAGGACCAUAGGUGUGAACUUGAGCAGAUAAGAGGCAAAUGAGCCUUGGAGGAGCUGCUGUGCCUACCCAGUGGGUGCCUUGGUGCCAGAGCCGCAUGCUGCUGCCAGUCCAAAGGUCACUUGGACUUGGGGGCAACUUCUGUCCCCCUCCACAUCUCAGCUUCACCCCUUAGAAAAUGAAUUUUAUGGGGUUUGAAA